Messenger RNA from Pseudomyrmex gracilis, 2684 nucleotides. It is a transcript of the gene CycD, whose product is annotated as G1/S-specific cyclin-D2. The coding region runs from base 824 to 1768 and encodes 314 amino acids. The transcript has 6 exons. Gene Ontology annotation, biological process: positive regulation of G1/S transition of mitotic cell cycle; mitotic cell cycle phase transition; regulation of cyclin-dependent protein serine/threonine kinase activity. Gene Ontology annotation, cellular component: nucleus; cyclin-dependent protein kinase holoenzyme complex; cytoplasm. Gene Ontology annotation, molecular function: cyclin-dependent protein serine/threonine kinase regulator activity. Lineage: Eukaryota; Metazoa; Arthropoda; Insecta; Hymenoptera; Formicidae. The record is from RefSeq and is a predicted model, not a curated record.
CUUUCUAAUUUCGACAUUUUUGUUAAAAAUGAUCGUUGUAGCCUAUUUCACAUUCUACGAGUUUGUUUUUGAACGAGCGCCUCACAUUUGGUUCCACAUCAUCUUUUUUUGACUUUUUGAGAAAUUAAAUAAACAUUGAACGAGAUUAAAUAAUCGCGAAAACUUGGAGUUUUGGAAGUCGUGACAAAAUUUUGAACUUGAGGAAAGAAGAAGGAGAGUUUUGCCGAUCCGCGAAAGAAGGAAGAGAGUUUCCGUUCCCGGAAAGAGAUGAAGAAGAAUGUGCUGUAGUACAUGAAGAAAGAGAGACGAUCGAACGAAAAACGAACAAACGCGGCUUUUUUGCAAUCGUCUCGAUUGCGGUUUCUCCGGGUUUGUCUACUCUUGGCUAUAAAACCGUGCGCACAAAACGUGCGUGUACGCGCCAACACGCACGUUUUUUCAUGCUAAGAAAAGUCAUCGUCGUCUCGUCGUCGCGCGAGGUGAGUGAUUAUUAUAGCCCGUCUCUCGGUCUCGUUGUGAAGAAAAAGUGCUAAGUGCCUCCUCCGCGUUCUACGAGCUCUUUUGUCUCUCUGUUUCUCUCUUUUUUUUUCUCUCUCUCUCUCUCUCUCUCUCUCCCUCUUUCUCCUUCUCUCUCGCCGGGAUUCAACACGAUCUCGAGACUUCUCCGAGAGUGAGACCAACUCGCACGAUAUACGCUCGGAAACGUCGUGUCUUCCCGACGUGGUGAGAAAAACAGCAGAGGAAGAGGAUCGAAGAAAGAAACAAAAAAAAAAACAAAAAAUAACGUUCUUCGACGCGAGAAAAAUUCUCUCCGCCGAUCGUCAUGGAUCUCCUGUGUUGCGAGACCACGGAAGGCGAGUGUCAGACUUACACCGAUCCGGCGAUUCUCGACGACGAUCGGGUGCUGCAGAACCUCCUGCAGACCGAGGAACGCUACGCGCCCAGCACCUCCUACUUCGAAUGCGUGCAGAGGGACAUCUCGCCGUUCAUGCGCAAGAUCGUCGCCGAAUGGAUGUUAGAGGUAUGCGAGGAGAGAAAAUGCCAAGACGAGGUUUUUCCCCUGUCGAUGAACUACGUCGACAGGUUCCUGUCGAUCUGCCCGAUCAGGAAGUCUCAGCUUCAACUGCUCGGCACCGCCUGCCUGUUGCUGGCGUCGAAGCUACGAGAAUCCUUACCGCUCACGGCCGAAGUCCUCGUUUUCUACACCGACAACUCCAUCACUCUCGACGAUCUCUGGAGGUGGGAGCAGCUGGUGGUCUCCAAGCUCAAGUGGGAAUUGUCCGCGGUGACGCCUGGCGAUUUUCUCAUCCACAUCCUCAGCAGAUUGCCCCUGCCGUGCACUUGGGACACCGUGAUGGUCCGUAGGCACGCGCAGGCAUUUAUCGCACUCAGCGCCAUAGAAUUCAAAUUCUGCAUGUACACUCCGAGUAUGAUAGCGGCUGCGAGUGUCGCGGCGGCGUUGAACGGGCUCGAUUGGACGAGGAAAAGCGGCCGUGGACUGACUGGUCUUCUGGACGAGCUUACUCGCAUUACGUCCAUCGAACAGGAUUAUCUGCAAGGAUGCCUCGAGCAGAUUGAGGAGAUGAUCUCUCAGGCUCACGUGAGUAUCGAAAAGUCCGGGAGCGAAACCGUGCACCAGCCGAUGAGCACCGGCGUGCUGACCUCGUCGCAGAGGCCGUUGGGGGACCAGAGUAACACGAGUCAGGAGAAGAUACUCGAGCACGAGAAGGCCGGCACGCCAACCGAUGUCAGAGACGUCCAUUUUUGAAAACUGCAACCGGGGGACACUACACUGCAAAGGCCGACGCGCCGGUGAGUCUGAUAAUCAAGAAGGAGACGGUGUCUUCUUCUUCUUCUUCUUCUUCCGAGAAAAACGGGAAAAAUGUUCACGAGGACAGCGAUGGGGGUGACAGUAGACAACACGAGGAAAACACCGAGGAAGUGAACCUGAAGAAAUGAACAUGUACAGAAAAUACUCCGAGAGUGAAAUAUAUUUGUGCUACGCGAAAUCAGUUGGUUGUUCGAAGCGAGAAACUCUUCUCGAAGAAUCUCGGUACUGAAUCUGAUUGCUCGUUAGGUACAUUUUUUUUUUUUUUGAGAACGAUACACAGAGAAGAAAAUCAUCGUCGUCAUCAAUCUGACGAAAGAAAUUUUUAUGUUUUUUUUUUUUAUUGAUUAUCGUGAAGAUCGCGGUCUAAAAACUCGACUGUAAUCGGAAGAGAAAUCUGAGAUUUUUUUUAUUUCCGUUUUAAUGCGCGUUUCGAGUGUUAUACUUUUUAUGUGAAUGAACACACUGCCAGCAGAUUUACCUUUGUUUUUUUUUUUUAAAAAAAAAAGUUUAUUCUCUCAUCGAAAGUGCUUCGAAGAUACGCAAGAAUCAUGCCAAGAAGUAUGCGUUUGUAAGAUUUUUUUUUUUUGUAUACGAGAUUUCGAAAGAUGAGCGUAUAGACCGAGCGUAGUUUUCGAGUCCAAAAACUACGCUAUAUCGACCGUGACGCUGCAGAUAAACGAGAAAAAUAAAUAGAUACGAGCGACCAGUUUCAAGAGUAGAAGACAAUGUAAUCGGUACAAACGAAAACACGUGAGAGACUGAAGACUACCGGGCGAGGGAGAGAGCCUACUUGUGUCAGAAUCCGCGCCGUUCCGACGAUGUGUCACCCAUAGAGAAAAAAAAAAAAAAAAAA